Messenger RNA from Pelobates cultripes (western spadefoot toad), 16176 nucleotides. The record is from the annotation of a GenBank genome assembly. Lineage: Eukaryota; Metazoa; Chordata; Amphibia; Anura; Pelobatidae.
CUAAGAUGGCGGCGUGCCGCGUAUUCUAUGUAUAGGCGGUGAAGCCGAGCCGCGCAGAGGACGUUCCCAGGUGUCAGUUCGCUUGCCCGGUCUGUAAAGAUGGCGGCUCUCAGAGCUCUGGGCAGGCUGCGGGCACCUUCAGAGCUUUUCGCCGGCCGGUGGUCGAGGUUGGCACAGCCUGCUCGGUAAGUUAGCGGUGUGAGGAGUCACUGGGUGGGAGAUCCGUCCUGUUACCUGGAGGGGAUCUCAUUCCAUGGCUGGAGUGACCAAUGUCAGCAUUCACAGAGGGUACAUGGUGGUUAUGGUACAUGAGAAUAGCUCAUGGUGGACAGGAGGGCACUUUAUAUACCGGGUAAUCAGCCUGUCUGCAUAUACUGUAUAUACACUAUAUACCGGGUAAUCAGCCUGUCUGCAUGGACUGUAUAUACACCAUAUACCGGGUAAUCAGCCUGUCUGCAUGGACUGUAUAUACACUGUAUACCGGGUAAUCAGCCUGUCUGCAUAUACUGUAUAUACACUGUAUACCGGGUAAUCAGCCUGUCUGCAUAUACUGUAUAUACACUGUAUACCGGGUAAUCAGCCUGUCUGCAUAUACUGUAUAUACACUAUAUACCGGGUAAUCAGCCUGUCUGCAUGGACUGUAUAUACACUAUAUACCGGGUAAUCAGCCUGUCUGCAUGGACUGUAUAUACACUGUAUACCGGGUAAUCAGCCUGUCUGCAUGGACUGUAUAUACACUGUAUACCGGGUAAUCAGCCUGUCUGCAUAUACUGUAUAUACACUAUAUACCGGGUAAUCAGCCUGUCUGCAUGGACUGUAUAUACACUAUAUACCGGGUAAUCAGCCUGUCUGCAUAUACUGUGUAUACACUAUAUACCGGGUAAUCAGCCUGUCUGCAUGUACUGUAUAUACACUGUAUACCGGGUAAUCAGCCUGUCUGCAUGUACUGUAUAUACACUGUAUACCGGGUAAUCAGCCUGUCUGCAUAUACUGUAUAUACACUGUAUACCGGGUAAUCAGCCUGUCUGCAUAUACUGUAUAUACACUGUAUACCGGGUAAUCAGCCUGUCUGCAUGGACUGUAUAUACACUGUAUACCGGGUAAUCAGCCUGUCUGCAUGGACUGUGUAUACACUGUAUACCGGGUAAUCAGCCUGUCUGCAUGGACUGUAUAUACACUUUAUACCGGGUAAUCAGCCUGUCUGCAUGGACUGUAUAUACACUUUAUACCGGGUAAUCAGCCUGUCUGCAUAUACUGUAUAUACACUGUAUACCGGGUAAUCAGCCUGUCUGCAUAUACUGUAUAUACACUUUAUACCGGGUAAUCAGCCUGUCUGCAUAUACUGUAUAUACACUGUAUACCGGGUAAUCAGCCUGUCUGCAUGGACUGUGUAUACACUGUAUACCGGGUAAUCAGCCUGUCUGCAUGGACUGUGUAUACACUGUAUACCGGGUAAUCAGCCUGUCUGCAUGGACUGUAUAUACACUGUAUACCGGGUAAUCAGCCUGUCUGCAUGUACUGUAUAUACACUGUAUACCGGGUAAUCAGCCUGUCUGCAUGUACUGUAUAUACACUGUAUACCGGGUAAUCAGCCUGUCUGCAUGGACUGUAUAUACACUAUAUACCGGGUAAUCAGCCUGUCUGCAUGGACUGUAUAUACACUUUAUACCGGGUAAUCAGCCUGUCUGCAUGGACUGUACAUACACUUUAUACUGAAGGAGACGUCAUUUAGUGUGUAUAGGUUGCUGCAGACUACCCUGUCAAAUGCAUAGAAGGUGACAAUGAGUAAAUUAGACUGUAAUUAAUAAAAUGUUUUGUUCGCGCGUAACAUUGCGUGAGGCUCAAAAUGGGGGGUUCUAUUGGAGGGUGACCCUGCACAAGGUUCAAAAUGAGUGGAUUCUGCAGGGGGGGGGUCACUGCAUGAGGCGCAGAAUAGGAAAGGUGGUGUGCUGUAGGUUGAACCUGCGUGAGGCACCGAUAUAUAUAUAUAUAUAUAUAUAUAUAUAUAUAUAUAUAUAUAUAUAUAUAUAUAUAUAUAUGUGUAUAUAUGUGUGUGUGUGUGUGUACACACAUCCUGUUUUCCCAAAAACAAGACCAUAUUUUUGGGGGAUGCUCGUAAUGUAAGAUAUUACUGUCUCGUGCCUAGAUAUUUGCCAGCCAGUCGGUAUCUCAUAGUAAGACUAGUGAUAGGAAAAAUGAAGAUAGGAAAUGGAUUAAGUAUUAGUAUGUAUAAAGCAUUAAGGAAUCUGUUGACGCUAUAUAAAUGACAAUAAUAAUAAGCUCAACCCCGAAAAUAAGACCUUGUCGCUAGUCUACUAAUCAGUGUUCGGGGAAUUUUCCUCAAACAUAGAUUUGCGGGGUUCUAUUCGUGAGUUAACUAAUUUAUGUUCGGGGAAACUACCUCUAACAUUCACGGGAUUCAAUUCGCGAGUAAGCUAAUCUAUAUUCGGGAAAGUUUCUUCAAACGUAAAUUUGCGUGAUUACAUGCCCUAGUGAACUGGUCUAUGUUCGGGGGAAUGACUCCAAACAUAGACCUACUUUUUAACACAUGCUUGCUACUGUUUUCCCCCCAAAACAAGACAUUCUCCGAAAAUAGGCCCUAGUGGCCUAUUUUUCGUGGGAAUAAUUUAUAUAUGCGCCGUUCUUCUUUUCAGGGAAAGAGUGUGUGUAUGUGUGUAUGUAUGUAUGUGUAUAUGUAUGUAUAGAUGUAUGUAUGUGUGUGUGUGUAUAUGUGUAUGUAUGUGUAUAUAUAUGUGUGUGUGUAAAAAAUCCAUUUAUGCAGACUUGUGAGUAGACCUUUUAAGUUUAAAUAAAAAAAUAAAAAAUCUUUCAAAAACGGGUUGAUUAAUAUUCUGAUCAUAAAUUUGUUGAUACAUGGCCGAUGCAUUUAAUUCUUUCACCUUUUUAUUUACUUCAUUACUGUAGUCUAACUUUUCUGAAAUUUUUUUUUUAUGGAGUGCUUACCAUCACUAUCAUUUUAAUUGAGUAUGCUUAGGAGCAGGGAUGUAUACAAAUCAAAAAGGAAAAAUAAAUCUUCAUAUUUCUCUUAAUUAAAUGCUUUUGGAGGAAAAAAAAAAUCCAUCUAAAGAUAGUUUUCUAUAGAAGUUAACCCCUUAAGGACGGAGCCAAAUGUACACGUUGUGAACGAAACAAAAUGUAAACAAAACCUGGCAUUUGCGCUACAUGUCUGUCCAACCGUAAUACACCUCUUUCAUAGUAAAUGCACCCACCCUUAUUAUAUAUCAUUUUAUUCAGGGGAAACAGUGCUUUCAUUUAAUAUCAAAUGCUUAGCUAUGAAACAUAAUUUAAUAUGAAAAAAAUGGGAGAAAAUAAGAUUUUUUUAGUUCUACAUGACAUUUUAACUGUCAAUGUCAUAAUACUGUUUGCUUUUACUGCAAUAAAAUACACAUAUUUGUAUUCAGCAAAGUCUCACGUGUAAAACAGUACCCCCUAUGUACAGGUUUUAUGGCGUUUUGGGAAGUUACAGGGUCAAAUAUAGCACGUUACAUUUGAAAUUGAAAUUCGCCAGAUUGGUUAAGUUGCCUUUGAGACUGUAUAGUAGCCCAGGAAUGAAAUUUACACCCAUAAUGGCAUACCAUUUGCAAUAGUAGACAACCUAAGGUAUUGCAAAUGGGGUAUGUCCAGUCUUUUUUAGUAGCCAUUUGGUCACAAACACUGGCCAAAGUUAGCGUUAGUAUUUGUUUGUAUGCAAAAAAUGUCAAUUUUGGACAGUGUUUGUGACUAAGCGACUGUACAUACCCCGUUUGCAAUACCUUGGAUGGUCUACUAUUGCAAAUGGUAUGCCAUCAUAGGGGUAAUUUUCAUUCUUGGGCUACCAUAGGGUCUCAAAGGCAACGUAACCAAUCUGGCAAAUUUUAAUGUGAAAAAAAAAUGAAACACAAGCCUUAUGUUUGACGCUGUAACUUUUGAAAACACCAUAAAACCUGUACAUGAGGGGUACUGUUGUACUCGGGAGACUUCGCUGAACACAAAUACUUGUGUUUGAAAACAGUAAAAAUUAUCACAGCAAGAAUAUCGUCCGUGUAAGUGCUGUUUGUGCGUGAAAAAUGCAAAAAACGUCACUUUUACUGGCGAUCUCAUCGUUGUUAUACAUUUUACUGUUUUGAAACACUAAUAAUUGUGUUCAGCGAAGUCCCCCGAGUAGAACAGUACCCCCCAUGUACAGGUUUUAUGGUGCCUUGGAAAGUUAUAGGGUUAAAUUCCCUUUACUUUCGGCAUGGGUUGUCAGGCAGGUCCCGCUAAUUGUAAUUAAUUAAGAUACCCAAUUAUGUAAAAAUAUUACAUAAAUAUAUAUGUAGGCUCCCUGGGUAAGUAAGGAAAGACCGGAGGGCGUACUAUUAUGCCCGGCGGCGUUUAGAGCCGACUAAAAUAGGGCGUAAUAGUACGCCCUCCGGUCUUAAGGGGUUAAUGACCGGUGAAUCGCAUCUGCAGAUUUGUAGAAGCAAAUACAUGAACUUGUCUGCUAUGUAAUGUUAUUGGUUUAGUUAAAUACAACAAUUUAAGUUGUUUCUCAAAUACGAGUGAUUAACCUAUCAAAUUGGAGGUGGUUCACCUUGCAAUAAUUACUUUAUUAUCUCUCUCUUUCUAAUGCUAUAUAAUAAAAUACAUUCUUAUGAUUGUUAAACUAAUUAGAAAAGUUUAUUGUUGUGAAUAUGAAACCUUCAUCUGGUUGCAGAUAUUACAAUUAUUACAACUAUUAGUAAUGAGCCUGCUUACAAGUCUUUAUUGGGUCUUCCUACACAAAUUUCAGGACAAUUGGCAGAUGCCAUUUUCUGCUUGCGAUAUCGUAUCGUUCAAAUGUAAACACAGCAGACUGCCUGGAGAGAUACACGCAUGCAAUCUAUUGGUAAUAAAAGCUUUGCCUUGGCCCACAUUAUAAGUGUACAAGUCUGCUAGCCUAGGCCUAAAAGUUAUUUUGGGGCUUGUCUUAUCUGAUGAUUAUAGGCCUGAAUGUAUAUGACACCUCUGAAUAUUGGUGGUCCGAUUGAAUGACUUGUAUGCCAGCAUAUAUGAUAGUUGGACCUGCUACAUUUUUACUGCCUCCAACUCCAGUAACUCAAUAAUUGCUUCUGACUGCUUUGUGGAGGGUGAGACUUGCACAUACAGGAUGCUUUAUUUAUAUCUUUCUUUACAGUGGAAAACAAUGGCAGCCAGAUGUGGAAUGGGCAGAGCAGUAUGCUGGAGCUGUUAUGUAUCCCGAUGCCGUGACCAAGAAGUGGGUCCCGGCACCUUGGAAUGGUGAGACUUAAUGGUCACUUGGCCAUAAUCUGUGUUUACACUGUGUACUUGUGGCGUUCACACAAUUAAAUAUGUGCUGUGACACAUGUCUAAAUGAUGUGUUUUAUUUGGGCAAUAAUUUACUUUCAGAGUAUAAGCGAAUUCUGUUCUUUACUAACGUUCGUUCAGUGUCUCCUUUUGCACUGACACCUCCUCCUUAUGCCAUGUCUCAGUUGGAGUCCCCCAAGGAUCUGUUCUUGGUCCCCUUCUGUUCUUUAUACUGCCUCUCCUGGAAAACUCGUUAACUCCUUUUGGAUUCCGCUACCACCUGUAUGCCGACGACACCCAGAUAUAUCUCUCCUCCCCUGAUCUCUCCCCCGCGGUUCUACAAUGUGUCACUGCUUGCCUUUUUUUCAAUCUCUGAUUGGAUUUCCUCCCGCUUUCUGAAACUCAAUCUCUCUAAAACUAAGCUUUUUAUUUUCCCCCUCAUCUUACUAUGAGAUACCUCCUUCGCUUUCCCUGCAAGCUGAUGGUACUUGCAUCAGUCCAUCCUUGCAAGUUCGUUGUCUUGGUGUUCUCUUUGAUCCUGGCCUCACCUUUGCACCUCAUAUCCAGAAUGUUGCUAAACAUGUCGAUUCCACCUUAAUAACAUCGUCCGCUUCCGCCCCUUUCUCACACAAGAUGCUGCCCAGGAGCUUGUUCAUGCACUGGUAAUCUCUUGUAUGGAUUACUGGAAUUCUCUCCUAGUUAGUCUGACAAGAAGCCAAACUGCCCCACUACAAUCACCAAUGAAUGCUGCCGCCAGGCUAAUUAAAUUUAUUUUUUUAUUUUUAUUAUUUCUUUCUCCGCCGUCACGACUCCCUCAUCCCUCUGUCGAUCCUUACAUUGGCUUCCUGUAUCCUAUAUCUGUCAAUUCAAAAUACUAACCCUUGCCUAUAAAGCUCUAACCAACUGUAGCCUCUCUAGCCUUUCUUCGCGGAUUCAUAGAUAUGCCCCUUCUCGGUCUUUCCGCUCUUCUGGUGACCUCCUGUCCACUGCUCGCACCCUUAUUGCUAACGUGCGGGUGACUCCCUUCCUUUGGAACAGCCUACCCCCAUCAUUCUCUCUCUUAGACUUAAAUUGUUUAAGAAGUUCCUCAAAACACAUCUUUUCAGAUAUGCUUAUGGACUCCCAGAGUAACUUAUCUAUACUUAUCCAUAUCUGUCUCUUGCUCUCUUAAAGAGCCACGCUCCACUCUCACCUCCAACUCUGCUACUUUUCCACCUUGUUUGUUGGCGGUCACCCCUGCUUCCCUCUUGUUUAUUCAUCCCGCACCUCCUCUUGACUGUAAGCUCGUUUGAGCAGGGCCCUCAUCUACCUAUUGUUCCUGUGUCGCUGUGUAAUUGUCUCAUUUAUUGUAAAUUUCUCCCCUUUCAUAAUAUUGUAUAGCGCUGAGGAAUUAGUUGGCGGUAUAUAAAUACCAAUAAUACUAUAAAAUCAUUUCAGAGCUGCUAGCCUUCUCAUUGGAAAACGCUAAGCCACUCUAAGCUGGCAAGUGGUUUGUGAUUUUAAAUGUUUUAUUCUCAAACAGAUAAGGACCCACCAGUGGAAAAGAAUGUUUCAAACCUCACCAUCAAUUUUGGGCCCCAGCAUCCUGCAGCCCACGGGGUCUUGCGUCUUGUCAUGGAGCUCAGUGGGGAAUCUGUGAAGCGCUGUGAUCCACACAUCGGACUGUUGCACAGAGGCACUGAAAAGCUAAUUGAAUAUAAGACCUACCUCCAGGUAACCACUCUACGGAGUCUCCACACCAUACCUUCUGUGAAUGUUCAGUAAAAACUUCAGAUUUUUUUGUAUCUUAGGUUUUUUUGACUUGUAGACCCAUUAUGUCAUUGCACAACCCUGUUUUCCUUUCAUGAAUUGUGCUACACUAUGACAAAAUAAUGUUGUUUUCCUGGCACCUAAAGCCUGAUUCCUAAAGCCUGUGACUUGGUUAGCGUGAAUGAAGUGUUCCGCACUAUCCAUCCAAAGCUUUAAACUUUGGCUGAUAAUGAUGGGCUAGAGGCGGGUUAGUUUGGAGUUUAAGCCUAACAUUGAAGUCCAAGGCUGGACAAAUAGUACAAAACUUUUCAAAACAAACUCGAAUGGCAUCUUUUUAGAACUCCAUGACAUUGUUGAAUUGCAAGACCUUUCUUAGAUCAUAUACCGAGGAUCAGUAUUAUGUUUUGUCAGGAUCCUAUGUUUUUCUGUUUAGUUUUUUUUUUUUUUUCCAUUUCAUAAUUUUAGAGAUUUGUUCUUAUAUAUACUGAUCACAACAAAAACAGUGUAUUUUAAUAGAAUGGGAUGAUCUUGCUAAUAGAUACAGUGGGUUUCUGAUGUAGGGAUAUGACUUUAUAUUUUUUUAAAGUGGUAGGUGCCAUUAAUACGUUUAUGAAUACCUGAAAAACUAAUGCUACCCUCCUCUGGAGAACGCUGAAGGGCUCGUCCCAGACACAAGUAGGCAGUCCCUGUCACAAAAAUGAGGGGACUAUUAGAUCUAUAAUGAUGAUAGUUGAGGUUUUGAUAUCUUUUUAAAGAUGAAAGUGUUUAGGCCGAGAGUAAAGGAUUCUUGGAACGUCACACAUGAUGUCCUUUGAAGAUGCUGACAAUAGAUAUUAGAAUGCAAGAACUGGUUAUACAGCAGUUAUGGAUAGUAAUACAUUGGAUGGCAUAUCUAAUUAUUAUUUGGUGGAUAUAUUUCUCCAGGCUUUGCCAUAUUUUGACCGUUUGGAUUAUGUUUCUAUGAUGUGCAACGAGCAAGCUUUUUCUCUGGCUGUGGAAAAACUUCUGAAUAUCCGUCCUCCACUCCGAGCCCAGUGGAUCAGAGGUAAAGCUCCAUAUAUUGCUGUGCUUGUAAGCCUUCUUACAAAUUAGUACAUAGGGGCUCACAUGCCACAGUCUAUAAGCAUAUUUAACUUGCCACAAUUAAAGGUUCACUCCAAGCACCUUGACGCUUGCUACCCGCUGUUGUGGUUAUGGUGGCAGGAUUGCCUUAGUGUCUUUCAUGGGUAAGCAAAAAAAGAAUUUCUAGGCACCCAGAGUAUUAAAGCCGCCGACAUAUAUUUUAAUGAAACAAAAAAAGCAGCAAUAUUUCGACCUUCAUAGAAGGUUGAAACGUUGCUGCCUUUUUUUUUGUUUUAUUAAAAUCUGCCUGCGGCUUUAAAACUCUGAGUGCAUGGAAAUUCCUUUUUUGCUCACCCUUGAAAGGCACUUAACGUGUUGGGAUUGCUGGUCCUGUUCCAGAGCACCAGUGGCUGCUGGGAUUGAGUGCAAGGGUAAGCAGUCAAACCAUUUGGUAACAGAUUGGCAACUACUUAAGGUCCAAAUCAGCACGGAGUUUUAAACUGAUGAUGCAGUGAAUAAUACCCAGAUGACGCUCUCUCAGCCAAUGAGCAUAACAGGGCUCACUGAAUCUCGUAGAAGCUCCUAGUAGGAGAUUCUGUCCCCAGCAAUCCCUAGAUAGUUUGUCAAACCCUUCUUAAAUGCUUUGAGUACUUACUCUGAGAUGGUGCCAUGGCACUCCUGGUACCUUAGCUACUACUAUGGUAUCCUGUUUAACCAGUUUCCAUUAAAUUGUUAUUGGCCAACUAUCAAAAUACAGAUACUUUGCGUCAAAUAGCAGUCGGGUAUUUACAUUCCAGCUAAAAUGCUUAAAGCUGGUCAGUGAGUAGUGAUGCUCUGGUGUGUGGUUAUAUUUUUUUUUUUUGACAAUGAUGUCAAUGAUUGUCUAUUAACCUUUACAUCUAACUUUAAACUGUUAACUGAGUAAAAAGCAAGUCUCCAUCCAUCCCAUAUGUACAUGUAAUUCAUUUGUUGAGAAUGCCUUUCUUUUCAGUGCUUUUUGGGGAACUGACCCGCAUUAUGAAUCAUAUUAUGGCUGUCGCUUGUCACGCUUUGGAUGUUGGAGCGAUGACCCCUUUCUUCUGGUUGUUUGAGGAGAGAGAAAAGGUUAGUGUCCCAUCUUCCUUACAAAAAUAUUAUAUCUUGUGUGUUUCCAGCAUUUUUGGCUUUCGAUAUUUCUUAGCCGUUUGUGUGUUAGAAGCAUAUUAUAGUUUCUUUUGUUUGUUUCCUUUGUUGUUGAUUUUAAAGUAUGUGUACCCUAUCCGUUUCUGUUGAUACUUGGUGAUUCUGGAAAACAUUUGCCCCUUUUAAAUUUUAUAUAGCUGAUAUCCGUGGCCAUUGGGAGUGCGGAUAAACCAGCUGAUUGGGCGGCCAUAUGCUUUCAUAACAUAUAAGCAUCUCUGGGAUUAUAAAGGGGUAGUUUGGGAUUUUGAGGGCUGUACACAAGCUCCCUAGAACUGUAAGGGUAAAACAAAAGGAGGUUCCACGGGUGUAGAAAUAUGCUGUCACAUUUUACUCUACAUGGGACCAAUGUUGGGAAUAGUUUAUACAUUGCAACAAACCUACUUUCCUGUGAAUUUUAUUGGAAAGAGAGAUUGUGAGUUUCUAUCUCAUUCUCAUACACGUAGACAUAGGGGUUUCCUUACCUUGUUGUGUCAUUACAUUUUUGAGGUAAAAUGUCUUGUAAAUGUAUUGUAUUGUCUCGUAAAUGAAAAUAAUUUGUACAUUUUUUUUUUUUUUUAGUUGUUUGAGUUUUACGAGAGAGUUUCUGGAGCCAGAAUGCAUGCAGCUUAUGUACGUCCAGGAGGAGUCCAUCAGGUAAGCCGGUGCGCCAGUAGACCUAUUAUAAAGAAUCAGACAUUAUAUUAAAUAAUAAAUAUGGGUUGAAUGUUGGCCGCGUAAAGCGAGGUAUUGAAGGUAAAUAUAGUGCAGCAGAGCUACAAUAAUAUUACUUGAUGUUAUCUAAACAUAGGCAUCUCAUAUAUAUAUAUGUUCACAUUCUUUCUUUUCUGUCUCCUUCUACUCUGAGUGAUAACCUAAUAAAUGUGGUAUUGUAACACAUUGCAAUGACCUGAAAUUCUGACUCUAACUUUUUCCAUUACACACACAUCAUUUCCCAUCAUAUGUCUGUCAUCUACCCACCUUUUCUGUUGGCCUUUCUGAUAUUUGUUUGUUUUUUUAAGAACAUUGCAUACAGCUUUUACUACAAGCUCAGCGAUUUCUACUAAUUGUGGUAUUUGGUCAUUUUCAGGACAUGCCUCUCGGUUUGAUGGAUGAUAUCUAUGAAUUCAUUAAGAACUUUUCCAUCCGAAUUGAUGAACUUGAGGAGGUAAGUACUGAGCUGUUGGAUGACCGUGGUUACAGCUCUAUUUGGCUCAGAAACUGUUAACCAAAAAAAGUAUGAAAUGAAGACAUUUUCUGCAAGAAUAAUGCUGCUGUAAGUGUCCAUUUUUUUUACAAUGUCUGCUGCGUCAAGGAUCUAUUUCUUUAAUUUCCUGUGUGAUUUGCAGAUGCUGACAAACAAUCGGAUUUGGAAAAACCGUACUGUGGAUAUUGGGGUGGUCACGGCUGAGGAUGCCUUGAACUAUGGAUUUAGGUAAAAUUGAUACAUGUUCUUACUGAAAUGCUGAUGCAAGUCUUAAAGCUCUGAGGCCAAAUGCAGCAGGGAAUUGUUAAAGUAUAGUGUCCCUUUUUGUGUUGGCAUGGAAAUUGGGAUUCUGGAAACCUCUGUAGAAGACUAAUAUACAUAAAGGAGUAUUUAAUAAUUUUAAUGGCCAUUUUAUGCUAGGUCCGGAACUAUACAAAGACCAUAAAUGAUUCUAAUGGUUUUAGCACUUUUUCAGAGAACUUAAACAAAUCACCUCUGCCAAACUUAGGUGUUUGGUCAAAGAAUGUGUUAUAAUUCCUCCUGUUUGUUUGGUUCUUUUUAACCUGAUAUGCGAAGUGAGCUUUUAAUGUGUCUUUCUGUCUCGUGUCAGUGGGGUGAUGCUUCGUGGAUCUGGAAUCCAUUGGGAUUUAAGGAAGUCACAGCCUUAUGAUGUGUAUGAUCAGGUGGAGUUUGAUGUACCGAUUGGCUCUCGUGGUGACUGCUAUGACAGGUAUGUCUUCAUGUAGUAAGAGUACAUUGAAGGUUGUGGAAUGGUGUAUCUGUAAAUUGUACCUGAAUUCCCUAUAUGGAGAGAACAAUGUGUUGUGUGUAAUGUAGAAAUUAUUUAUUAUGCUAAACCCUGCAAUGCAAACAUUUUUCUAAAAACAGCACUCUUUUAUAUUGUAAUGUUAAAACUACAGGGCGAAUGCAUCCAGACCACUUCAUUAAGAUGGUUCCAGUGACUUAAAUGAUCCUUCUAGCUUUCAAGUAAUCUGCUACUAGCCAAACCUUAAAUUACUAGCCACUACACCCCCAGAAAGUCCAUGGCAUUGUCGCCAAAGGGUGCCUUUCUACUCACCAGGGAUACAUUUUAACUCUUUAGUAGCAAUUGGAAGUUUUGAUUUCGAACACAUCGAUUUUGCAAUUCCCCCUAUUUUUUUCAUUCCAAUCUUGAAUUUCCACUGGGUAUGUAGCUCGUUCAAAUUUCCCAACUUCCCAACACAUCUGUCUUUAUUUAGUACUGGGAACAUACAGAAAUGACUGCUGUUUAGCUUGCACGGUUGGGAAGCUCGUAACUGCCCGCUCUGUGCUUAUGUGUUAAACCUCAGAUAUAUAGACGUUUGAGAGACCAUAUCCUGUAUGCUGUUUGUCUGGUUUAGACCAUUUCAUUGUCAGACAUGCACUGUCUCCAUCAGUCAGGGAGUUAAAGAAAAAAAAAAUCCCUUUUUAGAUUUUGUAAAUGUAUAUAAAAUAUUUGUCUGUUGCACGCUCUGUCUGAACGGUCCUUGUCUUUUCUCCACUGUUCCACAUUUUAAUAGAUGAACUCCCAGUGAACACAUGCCUGCAUUUAAUUAUGCAUUUUCAUUGGGUGUAUGUCUAAAAAUGGUUUGCAAAGGCUGCAGAUCUCUUGUCUGCAGCUUUUGCAAACACUUCCCCCUAGUCCCCAGCCCAGACUUUCUCUGGCUGUCCAAUUACAGACUUCCCAAUGCAGCUCAGUUCGUGUUUUUGUUUUGUUUUUAAAUUAAAAUCUAGAACAGGUUCAGACCUGUUUGUAGCCUUUAUUCCAAAAUCAAGGCAUUGUUAAAGGGACACUAUAGUCACCAAAACAACUACAGCUUAUUGAAUUUGUUCUGGUGAGUAUAAUCCUUCACUUCAGGCUUUUUUCUGUAAACAUUGUCUUUUCAGAGAAAAUGCAGUGUUUACAUUACAGCCUAGUGAUAACUUCACUGGCCACUCCUUAGAUGGCUGUUAGAGAUCCUUCCUGGGUCAUGGCUGCCUAAAAUGCAUCCAAACAUUCAGUGUCUCCUCCCUCUGCAUGCAGACACUGAGCUUUCCUCAUAGAGAUUCAUUGAUUCAAUUCAUCUCUAUGAGGAGAUGCUGAUUGGCCAGGGCUGUGUUUGAAUUGUGCUGGCUCUGCCCCUGAUCUGCCUCUUUGUCAGUCUCAGCCAAUCCUAUGGGGAACCAUUGUGAUUGGAUCAGGCUACCACUUCUAAUGAUGUCAGCAGGCAGUGGGCAGGUGUAAAGGAAACAGAGCUAGCAGCUCCAGACUUGAAAACAAGUAAGAUUUUGCUAUUUUUAGGGGGGCUAGAUGGUGGUUUUAACACUAUAUAGGUUUGUGCUUGUGCUCCUGACCCUAUAAUGAUACUUUAAUUUGCAUGAUCAGUGACUGGAUUUUGCAGUCCAAAUGGCCCUUUAUGCCGCUGGGUGGUUUUUCCCGUUUGGUACAGACUUUGGUUCGGACUUUAGUAAAUUACGAUGGUCAUUGUGAAGAACUGAAAGUAGACUUGUAGAUUUUAUGUCAAAUUUUUUUUUUUGUGCUUUUCUCGUCCAAUAAAGUUUUCAUAGAUUCCCAUAGUAGAGCAUCAUUACGGACUUGAAGCACAGGAGCAGCGCUCAUGCCGUCAAAUGCUUCUCAUAGGGAAGGAACGAAUCCAGUUUUUCCCUUUCAGCAUCAUUUAAUGUUUAUAUGUUGUCACAGUGGAAGUACUUCUAUUGGCUGUCAGACCGUCUCUAUGGGUUGGUUUACUCCUUCGAUGAAAUCAUUGCACUCUCUACGAAAUGGCAUUGCUUUCAUUUAAAGGACUAAAGGGACAGGGCCACUGCACCCAGACCAAAGUGCCUUUUAUUGGUCUUUUUGUUUUUUUGUUUUCUUCUUCUAAAUCUAUAUUUAAAAACCAUGCAAUCUGCAGAAAUAUGACUUUUGAUUGUUUAAUACAGUACAGAAAGAUCUAUUUAUUUAUUUAUUUAUUUAUUUAUUUUCUUCUUUGAGAGUUCCCCUGCAUUUUAUAAACUUUCACAAUCCCCGCUCUGUGGUCGUGCUCUCACUGAAUCUUGUUUUAUGAUCUGUUUAUUCUGCACCAGGUACCUUUGUCGGGUUGAAGAGAUGCGCCAGUCUCUUCGUAUUAUCCAUCAGUCUCUCAACAAGAUGCCAGAGGGAGAGAUAAAGGUAGAUGAUGCCAAAGUGUCGCCACCAAAGAGGUCAGAGAUGAAGGUGAGACUUAUCAUAUCAUAUCAUAUCUUGCACUCACUCCUUUUGUCGGUGUCCUCAUGCUUCCCAUGUUUUUUACCUCGAUACGAUGGGUGAUUUGUUGCUGUCACCUGCUGCUAAUAAGAUUCAAUUCCUUUCUGCAGAGAUCCAUGGAAUCCUUGAUACAUCACUUUAAACUUUACACAGAGGGCUACCAGGUGCCGCCAGGAGCCACGUACACCGCAAUAGAAGCUCCAAAGGUAAGGAAGCCACAAGACACAAUUGUUCUACCAUGAAAGCAGGGAUGAAGCAUGAACAGCGUUUGUUUUUUUUUUUUGUUUGUUUUUUUACACUGAGCUAACAAAGAUAUACUUGGCACUUCACAGCUUACAUUUUAAACCAUAGCUUACAGACAAACAGGUAUUGUCUGUGCAAAAGGUAUAAAAAUAUUAAAUGCACACAUUGGAAUAUGUUCCUGUUACGUUAAAGGUAAUAUGCAGGAUAAUUUAAAAAUAGGUGCAUAUAUGAUGAUUUUUAUUAUUUAUUUUCAGUUUGCUUUGAAUUCUUAAGUUUGAAACCUUUUUAUUUCUCCCCAGGGCGAGUUUGGUGUUUACCUUGUGUCUGACGGCAGCAGCCGACCUUACAGAUGUAAAAUUAAAGCGCCUGGAUUUGCUCACUUGGUAAGAAAUUGAUCAAAUAAAUUUAUAUGCUUCUCACCUUGAACCUUUAUUGCUACACAAGUGUUUUACAACCAAUAUUGUAUGGCAGAGGUACUGUAAAUCAAUUGCUGCUGUAUUUUACAUCUAAUCAAACCGCAUUCUGUUUGUGUAAAAUGAAUUAAUUUCUCCUGAAAUGUUGGUGUAUUUGUGGCAUUUAAAGGAGACUAAACUUCAAACCCCCAAUGAACUCUGACGUCACUCUUUAAUGCUGCGUGAAUAUAUACUCAGCAGAGCAUUAAUAAUUUUAUUUCGGUCCUGCCAGGUGGAAUUCUCUCUGUAGUAAUCCCAUGUAAAUGCUAUUUCUCCUGCUUGGCUGGAUUUUUCUUUGGUGUCUUAUUUCUGGGGGCAUAAAAGAGAAAUCCUCAAAAUGCAAUGGGAAUGAUAAACUGUACAUUUUUGCCCAUGUCAGAGUGUUUUCCAAUUAUUGUGCCCAUGGACAGUCCUUAUUGGCAGAUAUUCUUCAAACUGGGUGCAACGGGUACACAAUCUGUGAGCCAUUUUUCAGUUUCUGUAAAUCUUAUUAGAUUAUAGAUACACUUGGAAUUUUCUACAAUGUAUGUUCAACCAGAAGCUCUCAUUUCAUUACCAGUACUCUACCAGGUCAAGGUCUACAUUGUACAAGAGUAUCGGCAGAUUACUUCUGUAAGGCAGUUACAUGAUCUUGGGGAAAAUACCAUUGUAAAAUACCAUCCACCGUCUAGAUGGCUAGUGACAAGAUUUUGGCAGAGCAGUCUUGUCCUCUAUUCUAUUGACAAUAUAAAAGACUUGUUUUUGAAUUAGUAUUGUUUCUCGUCCUCUCAUUGCUGCGUCAAAUCUCACAUGUGAUGCUGCCAUGAUUAUCCAGGAAAACAUAAAUUUGAUUCUAUAUUGCCAUCAUUUUCUUUUUCUCUGUCCCUUUUGGUUAAUGACUUUAAGAACUUUAUAAUAAGACUGCUAGGCCAGGAAAAAGAAAUAUAAACUUUUUAUACUUUAAAUUUACGACUGUAAAGGCUAAAUUAAUCUAUUUAACUUGUAUCCGGGUUGGUUAGGUUUGGGUUAACAAUGAUAUGUGAUGCUGCAGAAAAAUUGGAAGAAAAAUGAAAGGUGGAAUAAAUUUUCUAUGAAAUGCUUUAUUUUAUAUUAGUUCUGCGUCCUCUAAGAUGGCCACUUCAGGGGAGGCAAGCAGAUUCUGCAUGGGUCUGCCCCCACGUGAUGCUUUAUAUGUCAUUACUGCACUGCAUAGUGAUUUUAACACUAUAAGCUCAGGAAUACAGGUGUGUGAUCCUGACCUUAUAGUGUUCUUUUGAAAAAACAAAAACCACGGAUUCCCAACUAUGUGUUGGAUUUUUAAAGAGGCAUAUUUGUAUAAGCUGUCCAAAUGCAAAGCCUAUCUCGUACUUAGUUUUUCUUUUUGUUUUGUUUUUUUUUUCUAAUUAUUUUAACACUUUUUCUCUGUCUUAGGCCGGCCUGGAUAAGAUGUCACAGGGUCACAUGCUUGCUGAUGUUGUAGCAAUUAUAGGUAAGUAUUCCUGAAUGACAGGCUGUGGGGGUUUACUGAUGUAAAGUGUUUCUCAUAUGCUAUCAUGGUGCAUAUUUCCCAUAGGAACUCAGGAUAUCGUCUUUGGAGAAGUGGAUCGAUAAGCUUGCCUGGAACCUUGGAAAAGUUGAAGAUGCGGUUAAAGUCUUUGCCUCCAUUCAUUUAAUCCAUUUAAAUGCGUGUUUUGAUGUGGCUCCACCAUCCACAGUAAACUCAGCCUGUCUGUUUGUUUAUUUAAAUAUAUAAUUCCACGCUUUGUGCGAAGAAUAAAUGCCCUGAUUUGUCUACGAAA